CCAGCCACGCGGGCCGACUUCGAGAUUGCCGUCAUCUGCGCUCUCCCAAUUGAAGCCGAUGCCGUCCACGCCCUUUUCAACCGCCACUGGGACGAUGACGGGCCGCCCUACGACAAAGCCCCAGGCGACCCUAACGCGUACUCCACCGGCGCUAUCGGCCGCUACAACGUCGUCCUCGCACAUAUGCCAGGCAUGGGCAAGGCUAGCGCCGCGGCCGUCGCCGCCAGUUGCCGCGCGAGCUUCCCCAGCAUCAAGCUCGCCCUCAUCGUCGGCGUUUGCGGUGUCGUUCCCUUCCGUCCCGGCAGCAGCGGGACGGCCGAGACCGUACUCGGCGACGUUAUCGUGAGCGAUGGUGUCGUACAGUACGACCUUGGACGGCGACUACCCGGACAGUUUGUGCAGAAAGACACGCUUCUGGACACCCUGGGCAGGCCGAACACCGAGAUCCGCGCGCUACUCGCCAAGCUC
Molecule: messenger RNA, 468 nt
Organism: Parathielavia appendiculata
Lineage: Eukaryota; Fungi; Ascomycota; Sordariomycetes; Sordariales; Chaetomiaceae
Exons: 1
Biological process (GO): nucleoside metabolic process
Molecular function (GO): catalytic activity
Source: RefSeq, a predicted model, not a curated record